AUGCAUUUUUAUAAGAGUCAAAUACUGGGUUCUUUACUUGCCUUGGCACCCCAAGCAAGCCAUGCUUACCCAAGUAUUAGCCCAGAGUGUUCUCUCGAUAACCUAUCCCACCAGCUAUCCUCGAUCGCCAGUUCAUUAUCUAACAAUGCGACAAUACUAUCGGUUACUCAUGUUCAACUGAAUGGUAGCUACGGCGAUCUCAAUUCACCUCAGGGUCUCCCACCUCUGGUCUCAACAGGCCUUCCGGAUCUCUGUGCCGUCGAGGUUAACGUAACUUCGUCCGAAUCAUCGUCCUACACAAUCUCUAUUUUCCUACCUUCUAAGUGGAAUUCAAGAUUCCUCGCGACUGGUGGGGGUGGUACAGGCGGAUACGUCAACUACCUUGACAUGGGCGUUGGAUCGCAAUAUGGAUUUGCUACGAUGUCUACGGAUAACGGUCAUAGGGGCUCCCCUUAUGAUGUUGAAUGGGCCUACAAGAACCCCCAAAAGUUGAUCGAUUGGGGCUGGCGUGCUAUGCAUAGAUCCGUUGAGCUUUCCAAACAAUUGAUUAAAGGUUACUACGGCAAAAAGAUUCAGUACUCCUAUUACAUUGGCUGUUCUACCGGUGGCCGGCAGGGUCUCAAGGAAGCCCAGGUCGGUGCCGAUAGCUUUGAUGGCAUGCUCAUCGGUGCGCCAGCUUGGUGGAUAAGCCAUCAAGUGGCCUGGAAUACUAAGAUCAGCAAGGAUUACUACCCCGUGGACGACCCGAAGAGCAUCCCCAAUGAGUUAUUCUCAACCCUAAUAGCCCAAACUGUAGCUGAUCAAUGCGACGCAAUCGACGGUGUCAGGGAUGGCAUUAUCAGUGACCCCGAAAACUGCCAUCCUGACUUCGAAGCGUUGUCCUGCAAUAGCACCGGUGCCAAUUCAUCUGCGUGCCUCACGUCCUUGCAGCUGGAGACUUUAGCAAAGGUCUAUGAGGACUAUUACAUCGGGUCAGAGUUUGUGCACCCUGGCCUUGAGCUUUCUUCUGAACCAGGGUGGCCGCAAUACCUAUUUGCCGACGCGCCAACUUCCUGGGGAAUCGACUACAUUAGAUACAUUAACCUGGAAUCAUCGCACGAAAUUGAUGCGGAUCAGUUCGAUAUGUCUCCUUACCGAGACCACGGUGGAAAAAUACUGAUGUACCACGGCUUAUCUGACCCCUUAAUCGUUACGCGCGGUUCGUCGUACUUCUAUGAGCAGGUUGAACUAGCGACUGGAGAGACUUACCCAAUCACCGACUGGUUCCGUCUUUUCUUCGUUCCAGGCAUGCUGCAUUGUUCGGGUAGUCCGCCCGGGGUUGAUGCACCGUGGCAUAUCAAUGGCGCCGGUCAAAACUGGCAGACUGGUUCGGGUGCAUACUCUGUACCCGGAUUCCAAGACUCCAAGCACGAUGCGUUGCUUGCGCUUAUGGAAUGGGUUGAGGAUGGAAAAGCGGUGGAGCAGAUUAUUGCAACGUUGUGGCAUAAUUCGACUGACCCAAGUUCUGGAGUAUGGAAGCAGCGUCCUCUUUGUCCCCACCCGAAGACUGCCAAGUAUAAUGGCGUGGGCGACGUCAACGAGGCCCAAAACUGGAACUGUGCCUAA
Molecule: messenger RNA, 1605 nt
Organism: Daldinia vernicosa
Lineage: Eukaryota; Fungi; Ascomycota; Sordariomycetes; Xylariales; Hypoxylaceae
Product: tannase and feruloyl esterase
Exons: 2
Coding region: 1-1605 (534 amino acids)
Source: RefSeq, a predicted model, not a curated record